This is a messenger RNA of Chrysoperla carnea, 1536 nucleotides long. Its product is annotated as zinc finger protein 28-like. The transcript has 2 exons. The record is from RefSeq and is a predicted model, not a curated record. Gene Ontology annotation, molecular function: zinc ion binding. NCBI's taxonomy places the organism in Eukaryota, Metazoa, Arthropoda, Insecta, Neuroptera, Chrysopidae. The coding region runs from base 29 to 1177 and encodes 382 amino acids. Gene Ontology annotation, cellular component: nucleus.
GUCAAUUUCGAAAUUCAAAAUAAUCGCAAUGAUUUCUUCGUGUUCUUCCGUACAGAUAUGGGAAAAUGAUGAUCUACCAAAUCAAAUAUGCAAUGCAUGUUUUCUUCAAUUAGAAAAUAUCACAAAUUUUAAACAAUUAUGUGAAAAAUCGGAUAAUUUGUUUCGCCAAAUAAUUGAACAAAAUAAGAAAACAAUAGAAACUGAUUCAGAUGAUAAUUUUGUAAUUGAUGAAUUACCAAAUAUAAAUAACGAAUCCGAAGACAAUAAUAUAAUAAAUGAAAACGAAAAAACUGAAAUAAUUAGAAAGCCUAAUGUAUAUGUUUGCGAUGAAUGUAAACAAGAAUUUGAGAAAGUAUGGUAUCUUGGUUAUCAUAUGCAUCGUUCCCAUAACGUGAAAGGUACUAAAUGCAGUAAAUGCUCGAUAAUAUGUUAUCAUCCAUUACACUUAAAUUUUCAUGAAAAAUCUCAUUCACCAUCGAAUGAAUAUGUAUGUGAAAUAUGUAAGAAAACGUUUUCAAAUUUACAUAAAUUAAUUCGUCAUAAAUCAGCCCAUGUGACUGAACGAUCAUUCCAUUGUUUACAGUGUGAUAAUUCUUUUAAAGAUAAAUGGGUACUUAAGAAGCAUGUAAAAACAAUGCAUUCAAUACUUUCACAAAAAUACGCAACAUGUCAUAUUUGUAAAAAAUCAAUGGUGGAAAGUCAUUUAGCACAACAUUUAACAAUACAUGGUAAACGUGAAACAGUUUCAUGCGAAUUGUGUUCCAAAAAAUUCUAUCAUCAAAAAUCAUUAGAAAAACAUAUCAAAUGCAUUCAUGAAAAUGUUCGCCAAGAAUGCAAACAUUUAUGUAAUAUUUGUGGUGUUGGUUUACGAUCUUUGGCUGAAUUAAAAAUGCAUUUAUUAACUCACACAAAAGAGAAACCAUUUUCAUGUGAUAAAUGUGAUAAUCGUUAUCGUACAAAAUCUGCGUUAAAAACUCAUAUCUUACGUGCACAUUUAGAUGAAAGAAAUCAUAUAUGUACCAUUUGUUCGAAAGGUUUUUAUGAAAGAAAAAUUUUAGAAAAUCAUAUGCGUACACACACUGGAGAAAAACCAUUUAAAUGUCACGUGUGUGAUAAAGCAUUUGGAUAUCAAAUUGUAUUGAAAACACAUAUGAAAGUACAUGAAAAUUCAAAAUGACACUAAUAGAAAUAGGUGGAGUUCCUCAAGGUUCUGUUCUUGGACCAAUAUAAUGUACAAAUAAUGUCGCAUAUCUACUGGAAUGAAAUGCAAUGUUGCUAGCUACAUCACAUAGUGAUAAUUUCUACCAAUUAAGAUCCAACAGUUAACUAAUGUACAAGAAGCACUGAAUGGUAAUAAAAUAUGGAUAGACAAAUGGACAAUGAGAACUAAUCUAACAAAAUCUGUACACACCCAAUCUGCUCAAUUUAAUGAAGAGAGAUUACUUAAGACUCAGUAACAUAUUUAGGAAUACAUCUCGAUAAAAACCUGGUACGGAGUAAUGAUGUAAUAGUUAGUUAUAUUAAAGCAGAAAAAAU